Messenger RNA from Thamnophis elegans (Western terrestrial garter snake), 588 nucleotides. RefSeq names its product crystallin beta A2 (gene CRYBA2). Gene Ontology annotation, molecular function: structural constituent of eye lens. The transcript has 4 exons. Gene Ontology annotation, biological process: visual perception; lens development in camera-type eye. Lineage: Eukaryota; Metazoa; Chordata; Lepidosauria; Squamata; Natricidae. The record is from RefSeq and is a predicted model, not a curated record. The coding region runs from base 1 to 588 and encodes 195 amino acids.
AUGACCAGCCACAUGGAGAGCAUGGGGCAAUUCAAGAUCAUUGUCUGGGAAGAAGAAAAUUUCCAGGGGAAGCGUUCUGAAUUCCUGAUGGAAUGCCCCAAUGUCAUGGAACGUGGUUUCCGCAAGAUUCGCUCCAUCAAAGUGGAAAAUGGCCCCUGGGUAGGCUUUGAGUAUCCUGAAUAUCAAGGACAGCAAUUCAUUUUGGAGAAAGGAGACUAUCCUCACUGGGAGGCCUGGAGUGGAAACAGUGCUUAUAAGACCGAGCAUCUACUCUCUUUCCGGACUAUCAGAUGUGCCAAUCAUAAUGACAGCAGAGUGACCCUAUUUGAGUCAGAGAACUUCCAAGGAUACAAGUUUGAGCUGACUGAUGAUUAUCCAUCAUUGCAAGCCAUGGGAUGGAGCAGCAAGGAAGUAGCCUCCAUCAGAGUUCUCUCUGGAGCGUGGGUGGCAUAUCAAUAUCCAGGCUACCGAGGCUACCAAUAUAUCUUGGAGCGGGACCGACAGAAUGGUGAAUAUCGGAAGUACACCGACUAUAGCAGCCAAGCCCACAGCAGCCAGAUCCAGUCCAUCCGCCGUGUCCAGCAUUGA